Messenger RNA from Daldinia childiae, 903 nucleotides. RefSeq lists its product as uncharacterized. Bases 1 to 903 code for a protein of 300 amino acids. Lineage: Eukaryota; Fungi; Ascomycota; Sordariomycetes; Xylariales; Hypoxylaceae. The transcript has 2 exons. The record is from RefSeq and is a predicted model, not a curated record.
AUGCCUCUCCAACCGACAAAAUGGCACUUCGAAAUCGACCAGUACCUUAAUCAAUGGAUACCAGCUGCGCCAUGGGAGCAUUUACCAUAUCCUAUCGCCCAUUUCUUGGGCCAUAGACCAGAGCCUCAGCGACCACUGGGCAAUAUUGUCAUGAUUUUUUGGGCAUUUAUUGGAGUUUUCUGUUCCCUGACCAUCAUAGAAGCGGUGGGCCAUGCCAUCCCCUCUUUUGAGGAGCACGGUACCCCUAUGAUUAUCGGUAGUUUUGGCGCCGCUGCGGUUCUCGAAUUCUACGCCAUCGAGUCCCCUCUCGCGCAGCCUCGCAGCGCGGUCCUCGGCCAGUUGUUUUCAUCCUUAAUAGGCGUUGCCAUUAGGAAACUUUUUGCGCUAGGUCCUAUGUCAAAUGAAGUUACCUGGGUCGCCGGGUCGCUGAGCUGCUCUUGUGCGGUCGCAUUUAUGGCUCUAACUGGCACUGUGCAUCCGCCUGCUGGAGCUACAGCUCUGCUCGCUGUAAUUGAUUGUGAAGGUGUAGCGCAUCUAGGAUGGUUCCUGCCACCUGUUGUCCUGUUAGGCUGCGUCUUGAUGCAGUGUGUGGCUUUACUUUUGAAUAAUAUCCAGAGGCGGUUCCCCGUUUACUGGUGGACCCCAGCGGAGGUUGGCCGCAGGAAGAAGCAUCAGCAGCCGCAACAGCAUCAAAUAUCGGACGAGAAGAGCAGCAACAGCGAUAGCGGUAGUGAUAAUGGAGCUAAGCUCAAGAUUACCACCGCACGUCAUAUGGAAGAAGGGAAAAUUGUUAUAGAGCCGUCAAAGGUGAUUAUAACAAGAGGACAUGUGGUUAUUCCGGACGAUAUGUACAUAUCGCCCGAAGAGAAGAUGUUUUUAGAGGAAUUGAGCGAAAGACUAUAA